GCCGCUUUUGUGUGUCCGGUGAAUCGUGCGCGCGAUUCUUCCGUACUCGCCCCGUUGUCGUCGAUGUUGACCGAGUUCAACGGGAAGCCCAUAGUCGUCGGCGUUCAAGGUGCGGCGUACACAGUGCGUACCUGCGCGUGUGUUGUCGCCGUUCGGAGCUUCGUCGUUCGUGCUGGCGUCCCGACCUAUAGCUGACUCCACCGCGUGCUCGAAUGGCGGCUUCGCCGUCUUCGUCGCCGCGCAGCCUGUGGCGCUCCGCCACCCGCCGGGUGCUCAUGCUACUCGCCUCAACGUGGCACCGAUCGCGGUCCAUGCUCCGGUCGAUUCGCCCUACAAGCAGCAACAAGACUCAGUCUGUGGACUGCCACGGCUACGUGAACCCCUUGGAGCUUGUGCUGGACACGAGCAAGAAGGAGGACGCGGGGGGCCGCGGGGGCCGGUCCUCCGGGGGUCCCCUCGAGCCUCUCUUGGGGCCACUGGCCGCGGCUGCCGCGACGCAGCAGCACCACCCUGCUUCCUUCCAUGGGGGCCCUUCCUCGGUGGCGGGCCGCCGGACGGCAGCCACGCCGCCCGGCGGUGCCGGCCGGGCCAUGCCGUCGCCUCCCCUGCCGCCGGCGCCUCAGUCGGCGCCGCCCACCACCACGGCGGCAUCGUCCGACGCCGGCAGGAAGCAGCUGAGCAGGACGCCCACCCAGCCGCCGCCGGGCGCCAUCGAAUACGUGGUCAAGGCUUCUGACACGUUGGCUGGCAUUGCUGCAAGGUUUGAGUGUACACCAGGAGAGCUGACGACGAUGAACCGCCUAACGAGCAGACUCAUAUUUCCUGGUCAGACACUGUACAUUCCGGUUAAAGGACAAGAAUCUCAAGCUGCUGAUGCGGCUGAUGUGCUUGAGCACGGUAGACUGGAGGAUGAAAAGGCAUCAGCGGGCCAUCAUGGCACUGGGGCUGGACCACCUUUGCCUGGUGAGCGUCCCUGUUCACCAAAGGCCACGGCGUCGCCACCUGACUCUCCUGUUGCCUUCAUGGAACAGCAGCGACAUGGUGGCGCUUCCACUGAGCACAUCGAAUCAGCUGAGCCAGAGAACAAGGAGAACAUGGACAUGUUCCUGAACAUUUCAUCGCGACACAUAACGGAUGGUCAGGGAGUGGUGAUGGGAACGCUUCUGGUAACUCCGAACAGUGUGAUGUUCGUACCCAAUGUGUCCGACACACUCGUCAUGGAGCACGGGUCCGAAUGCUACGAAGUGACUGCCCCCAUGGACAUGGUGGUGGCUGCAGCCCUCUACAAGGACAUUACACACAUGCGUCUUCGUGACACAGUAGACCCUGCUUGCGAUGUUCAUCUGGAGGAACCAUACCGGCCUCCAAACUACCAGACACACUGCAAAGACCAGGCUAGCGCCAGUCAGGACACAUCAGAGCCAGCCAAGUCUUCACAAGAAUGUGCUAUCGAAGUAUCGCCUGUUCCUUCAACGCAAGAUGCGAGUGAAAAGCCCUUUUCUGAGCUGUCCUGUACUGAGGGAAUUUUUGAAAAACCUACACCUGGUCAAAUGCUGGGUGCCGAGAAUAACCGAAUCAUUUCACACUCUCAGACAAAGAAAGAAGGCUUCUCUUCUAAUUGCCAGGUUAACAGUAAAAUUCUAGAGCCAGCUGCUGAGACCCAGCACAAAUCUCCUGCAUCGGUAUCUUUGAAUGUGUCUGUGCCAGAGUGUAAGGCACCAAAAGAGGUUCAAGAUAUGAUAAAUACAGACAUUGUUGUGAAGUCAAAAUGUCUGGAACAAGUGCAUCAACAAGACGAGAAGCAAAACGUGCAGUUGGGAAGUAACAGGCAGCAGCCAAAAGCAGUUGUAGAGUCCACUGAACAGAGUGAAGCACAGUCUGAAAGCAAAGACAAGUUCACAUUGAAAAAGCCACUGCAUUCUGAGCUACAGAGGGAAGUGUCUGCAGUCCAAGCCAUAAAAUAUUCUGGUUCUGAAGUGACGAGUACCUCGUCUGGUGAUGUAGAGUCCAGUGUCGGAAGAGGUGCAGCGAAACAACUCACUGCAGACAUAGCACCAGCUCCAGAGGCCCACGAAAAAACUGGGAAGGCAUCGGCUGAGGUGAGCAAGCAGCUGGAAGCUGCUGCCGUUGAAGCGGGCACCGGGGAGUCUAACAAUGUGGUGCCUCGUGGUACUCAGCUUGAAGUCGAACUGUCUUCUGCGACUGCCCAGGUGAUGAAAGAUGACCGGGCUGGCGACAAGAUUGCAGCACAGGACGUUGCAGCUCUGACGAAUGUUCAUGAGAAGUUGCCAACAGAUACAGCAACACCGCAAAACAAGAUUCUUGGUACGGAAGGAUGUGCAGCAGCCAAAAAGAGAGAGAGGAAGACUGCUGCAGAGUACUCGUUCAAGCCCAUCGACAAGGCGUCCGAGCCUCCGCCAACACUGCGUAGGGAGCUGGACAAUGGAGGUCUCCGGGAAAAGGCAUUCACACCGCCACCAUUGUCACCGGGUGGAAAGAGCCCACCCGGGCCAGAGCACUGGUCCCACAUGCUGGGUCCAACACUCAAGCUGGGCUCUACAAGCGAUGUGUCAGCCCUACAGCCACGCAGUGCUGCCUCAACAGACAGCAUUACUCUCCGCAUGAGAGAGUGGGCUUCGGUGGAAGGCGGCAUUUCUUCCGAGAGCACCCAGGAGCCUGCACACGAGCGGGUACUCGAGAGGCUCUCGAAUCCAGUGGAGUCGAUCUCCUCAUGCACGCACUCCAUCUACAAGCUGAUUGCGUCGACACCCAAAUCAAUGGCAGACUUUGUGCUCGGUGCUGAUGCUCCUGCACCAUCGACACCUCCACCGCAGUUGCAGACACAGCAGCCGGCAGCGGAUGAAAAGAGGCCCUCCUUGCAAACUGAAAAUGCCAAUGUCUGCCUUAAGAACAUGGUUGAGGAAAAGCCCGAGCUGUUUGCAGCAUUUGAGAAACUGGUUCCUCGGCUAGCACAGUCAUCAGAGGCCACACUGCUCUACUUGUGUCUGCGCAUGGGAAGGCCCCUGCACAAGAAAGUCCAGUGCUCCGCCACCGCCUCCUCCAAGCGGCGUAUACGGCCCCAGUACUGGUUUGGCAUCCCACGAAAUAGAGCGGAUGAGCUGUACUACUUCCUGGAAAAGUGGGCACCUUCGGUGUAUGGCGAUGUGCAUCAGGUGGACAUGGCCAGUCGUGGCUUCGAGCCAUUGCCUGAGCCUGCAGACAAGGAGGGGGGAGAGAUGGUCACUGCCCAAAGCCACAUUGCGGGGACGAACAUCGGCGAAGAAGGGCGCGACACCCCCGACACGAGUGGCAGCAGUAAGGGCCACCACAGUUCCAAGAAGGGCCACAGUGGCGCUCUGCGCUUCUUCAAGCUUUUUGACAGUGGCACGGCACCACCUGAAGCCGCUGCAGUCUCCACUGGUGACUGGGAGGCGGUGUCGAUGAGUGAAAUGCGCAGGGAGUCUGCAGUAGACCUGACUGACCUUCCUUUGCCUGAUUUGCUCGAUUCUACAGAAAUAUUCACCGAGGAGCACCGUCGGGAGCUGUGCAAGCAUCUUCCAGCGCGUGCAGAGAGUUACUCUUGGGCGCUUGUGUAUAGCACGCUGAAACAUGGCUUCAGCCUCAAGACUCUUUACCGUGAGAUGCUCAAGAUUGAAUCGCCUAUCCUGCUUAUGGUGCUGGACACCGAGGGCGCUGUUUUCGGUGUUCUGACAUCGUGUUCCCUGAGAAUGAGUGAGCACUUCUAUGGCACUGGAGAAUCAUUUCUGUUUACCUUUCACCCAGAGUUCAAGCUGUACAAAUGGACCGGUGAAAAUGUCUACUUUAUCAAAGGCAAUGCUGAUUUUCUGGCUUUCGGUGCUGGAGAUGGCCAGUUUGGGCUGUGGCUAGAUGGCGACCUGUUCCAUGGGCGGAGUCGUCGAUGCAAGACUUAUGACAAUGACGUGCUUUCUACAAAGGAAGACUUUGUAGUCAAAGCGCUCGAGGCCUGGGGCUUUGUCUGAACCGUAGGUCGGCAGCAAGGUGCAUACCACCUGAGCGCGUGGACGGCACACUGCCACCUCUCUUCCGACGGCUUUGAGAGGAGAGGGACAAGAGCCGAACAAGUGGCACCUUUCAUAAAAAUUCAUUUAAUGUUUUAUUCCGUUACGCAAUUAUUUAUUAAAUUU
Messenger RNA from Rhipicephalus sanguineus (brown dog tick), 4166 nucleotides. Its product is annotated as oxidation resistance protein 1. The coding region runs from base 213 to 4001 and encodes 1262 amino acids. Gene Ontology annotation, biological process: response to oxidative stress. Gene Ontology annotation, cellular component: nucleus. NCBI's taxonomy places the organism in Eukaryota, Metazoa, Arthropoda, Arachnida, Ixodida, Ixodidae. The transcript is spliced from 14 exons. The record is from RefSeq and is a predicted model, not a curated record.